CAUCGAUAGCUCUACACUCGGCCUACGCCUCUAUCGACUCGUUCCGGCUCCGCUCACCGUCCUGGACCUCGGCGGAGCGCAGAGCCGCGUGUAAGGUACGGAGGCCGCGGAACGAGAGCUCGAAGGCGGCUUCCAGUGGCCGGGAGAGUGCGCCCGGGGGAAGCUGCCUUAGCGGGACGGAGUCAAGACGGUCGGCGGAGCACCGGGGGCUCGCGGGUCCAGAUGCUCUGAUCUUUGACCCCUGCCGGUCAGACCUAGGGCCCUGUGUAGGUCCGAGUCUUUCAAGCAGCCACACCAUGAACACGUCUCCAGGCACGGUGGGCAGUGACCCUGUCAUCUUGGCCACUGCAGGCUAUGACCACACAGUGCGGUUCUGGCAGGCCCACAGCGGGAUCUGUACCCGAACCGUACAGCACCAGGACUCCCAGGUGAACGCACUGGAGAUCACACCCGACCGUAGCAUGAUUGCUGCUGCAGGUUACCAGCACAUUCGCAUGUAUGAUCUCAACUCCAAUAAUCCCAACCCCAUCAUCAGCUACGAUGGGGUCAACAAGAACAUCGCGUCUGUGGGCUUCCAUGAGGAUGGCCGCUGGAUGUACACUGGUGGCGAGGACUGCACGGCCCGGAUCUGGGACCUCAGGUCCCGGAACCUGCAGUGUCAGCGGAUCUUCCAGGUGAACGCGCCCAUUAACUGCGUGUGCUUGCACCCCAACCAGGCGGAGCUCAUCGUGGGUGACCAGAGCGGCGCCAUCCACAUCUGGGACCUGAAAACUGACCACAACGAGCAGCUGAUCCCGGAGCCCGAGGUCUCCAUCACGUCUGCCCACAUCGACCCCGACGCCAGCUACAUGGCGGCAGUCAACAGCACUGGGAACUGCUUUGUCUGGAAUCUGACCGGGGGCAUUGGCGACGAGGUGACACAGCUCAUCCCCAAGACCAAAAUCCCAGCCCACACCCGCUACGCCCUGCAGUGCCGCUUCAGCCCAGACUCCACGCUCCUUGCCACCUGCUCGGCUGACCAGACGUGCAAGAUCUGGAGGACGUCCAACUUCUCCCUGAUGACGGAACUGAGCAUCAAGAGCAGCAACCCCGGAGAGUCCUCCCGAGGCUGGAUGUGGGGCUGCGCCUUCUCGGGGGACUCCCAGUACAUCGUCACUGCUUCCUCUGAUAACCUGGCCCGGCUCUGGUGCGUGGAGACGGGCGAGAUCAAGAGAGAGUACGGCGGCCACCAGAAAGCUGUCGUCUGUCUGGCCUUCAACGACAGUGUGCUGGGCUAGCCUGUGUGCCCUUGGGAUUGUGGGCGGCCGCCCCGAUGGCACCCGCAGGAUGUGUCCGUCCAGCUGCCCAGGUCAGCCUAGGCCAGCUGGACCUGACUGACCUGCCCCGGCCCCCUCGGCCAGACCCGCCGGGCCCAAUCGGUCCGCCCUGGGACCCUCCAGCCCCGGCUGCCUCUCCGGAUGUGCCCGGGCUCAGGAGACCCACCCCAGCCACCGGCGUUCCCUUCGGAAAUUCCGGACCCACAAGGCCUAGAGCUCCGGAGAGGGAUCGGAGGCGCCUGCCCGUCCCCAAACCAGCGCCUCCCCCUUUCCUUCCUUGCCCCUCACUUGUCCCCUGAGGCCGCAGACAACACCAUCAUGGCUGCUGGAGUGGUUUAUUAGUGCUGCCGGUGGUCGCCCUGUCUGGGACUGGUGACAGGGCCAGCCAGGCGCUUAGUCCGGGAGGUAAUAAAAGCAGACUGACACGCAGAUGCUGCUCGGGAAGCAGAUGUCAAUGCACAGGUAGAGGAGCCGCUGCCUCCGGGGCCCUGGGGGGAGGGGCCUCCAUGAACCCCAGGGCCUCCUCCCCCCGGCCCCUCCCGCGGAGCCUGGGCCUCUCCUUGCAGCCUGCCCCACUCACCCUCUGCUCGUCGAGCCCAGUAAAUGGGGGUCUCUGCACAAAGGCGCUGCACGGGAGCCCCCACCUGGGCAGGGUCCACCUCAUGGUUCCCAAGCACUGCCAGCAGCUCCUGGGUGUAGCGGGUGUCCCGGCCGGGGCUGCGAGGCCAGUGGGGCUGCAGAGAGGGACACGUGCGCUGCCCCCGGCUGAGUAGGACCCGUGCCUCCCUGGAUGUGCUGGCGGCGUGCCAGCCCUGCCCCAGUUCUUGUCAGCAGCCUCAACCAGGGAAGACAGAGCUUCUGUUCCCCUGAAACUGGAGCCCCAGACACCCCAGGCCCCGGCUGUACACAGGACCCUUUGUCUGGCCCCUGACCCAAGGCGCCUUACCUGGGAGGAAUUCACCAGCAGCUGCAGGGCCUCGCGAUCGCGGGGUUCCAUCAGGUGGAGGAAGCAGGCCCGGGGCUCCGAGGGGCGGUAACAGACACAACCCUGGGGAGGUGGACGGUGAGGCGGGGCCAGGACCUCCCCAGGCGGUGACCCCCACUCCCCCCAGCCCACUCACGCUCUGCCCGUCCAGCAGCACUGUCCAGCUGUGGUUGCUCUCAGCCGGGGUCACUGUGAUGGUCACCACUUUCCUGGCCACGUCCACCUGUUCAGUUUGGUUGGAUCGGGGUCCCCUGGGGCUCGGGAGGGUCGGACGGAGCAUCUGUAGCGUUGGCUGAGAGUGGGAACCUGGGGCUCAGCGGGGCCGGCUGGGGCCACCUCCGGUCUUGCUAUGGGGGUUCUGACCCCUUCACCCCCCUGGGCCUCCAGCUGUCCGCUCGGAGCCUUGGCUCUGCCAGGGGGGCUGCGACAUGCUAGCUUCUCCUCCCCCCUCCCCCUGGCUCUGCCGCUGCCCUCAUCCUGAGGUCAGGCUCACCUUGGGAGGGCUGUGAGCAAAGCCGAGAAGCCCUCCAGCCAUGGCCCCCGCGGUGGCCAGUGCCAGCAGCAGCAGCAGCAGCAGGCGGGGAGCCUUCCCACCCGCAUGGCAGGGCGUGGUCUUCACCUGCAGGCACACUGCUGUCAGACGGGCCUGGAGCAGACCCGGCCACCGGCUGGCUCGGAAGGCAGGGGCUGACGGGGUAUGGGAGGCAGGUGCCGCACUCCAGUCCCCUGCUUAGGACAGGCCGCGAGUCCUUGUCCCAGGACAGGGCACUGGGUGGUGGGAGGCACUCACACUGACAAGCCCGGGGCCUUCCGCCCGGCUGCUCCCCUGCUCCAUGCUGCAGCCCUGGAGACAAUGCGCUGAUUGUCUGGCACCCCUUGGAGUCAGACCGGAAGCCUCAGGACGCCUCCUGAUGAGCCAAACAAUCGUCCUGGCCCUCUCCCCUCCUGACCCCGCUGCCUCCUUCCCGGCAGAGCUACCUGAUAUCCAGGUGAGACACCUGGGGGGGAGGGGGUGCUUGUCAUCGCGCCUGGCUCUCCUGCCACUUGGCCCGUGCAGACCACAGAGCAUCUGGGCCUGUGGCAAUCAAGCCCUGGUGGCUGGCACAGAAAGCGGCUCCGGCCUGGCCAGGACUUUAUAUGUAUGGAGCGUCUGGUGUAGGGCAGGCUGAACCUUUCCUAAGGAAGCCCGUUUCUGGUUUCUUGGGUUGUAUCUGCACCCCCGGACUGGGCACAGGGCUGAGCCCACGGCACACCAAGGGCCUGUUUGGUGAAUGACUGGGUACAGCCCUCCGCCCCUUCUCCUCCCCAUGCGCCCCAGCUGCUUCCCAGCCCCCACCAACACAGGACAGGCUGCUGGGCAGCCACAGGUGCUCACUUGUGAAAAGCAUGGCUCCCACUAGGUUCCGCUGCAGUUAAGGGCAGCCUGCGGGGACGUGCUGCACGCCUGGGACGCUUAAGCCAGCCUCUGCCCACCCGCCCCUUUGCAGGGCAGCUUUCUCGAACUUAAUACCGUAUGUUUCCAGCUGCCUGAUGCUGUGGAUUGCAAGUUACCGCCCUGGCACUGGCAGCUUUGAGAACAUGCCUGUCCCCCGCCAGCUUCACCCCGUGGCCCUUUCCUGCUCUGGUUUUCUUUUUUUUUUUUUUUUGUCUUUUUGUUGUUGUUGUUGUUGCUAUUUCUUGGGCCGCUCCCGCGGCAUAUGGAGGUUCCCAGGCUAGGGGUCGAAUCGGAGCUGUAGCCACCGGCCUACGCCAGAGCCACAGCAACGCGGGAUCCGAGCCGCGUCUGCAACCUACACCACAGCUCACGGCAACGCCGGAUCGUUAACCCACUGAGCAAGGGCAGGGACCGAACCCGCAACCUCAUGGUUCCUAGUCGGAUUCGUUAACCACUGCGCCACGACGGGAACUCCUGCUCUGGUUUUCUUUUGUGCCUUGUUUUCCCUGCUUGUGCAGGACCUGCUCUGCAGUGGGCCUGAGAUGGAGUGGCUGUGGUGAGCAUCCCAAAUCUGGAACUGGAAUUCCAGAACGGUCUUGUACAGAGUGUAACCCCAGCCCCUCCCCGAGAGACAGCUGCACCCUCUGCAGAGGCUGCUUGCUGUCCAGGCAAGAGCAAGGAACACCAGAGUCAGCUCAGGUCUCAGAGUUUAAUAUACCUUUGGGUUCACACAGUGCAACAGGGGUGGAGACAGGGUGCAGAGAGUUCCUGGGCUGCUGCCCAGCAGAAGAGGGAGCUGUCGCUGGCUGCUGCACCUGCCACGUGCUCCUGGUGUGGGUGACAACGCCCUGACAGGCCUGCUCAAUAUCCAGACCCACCUUGAGCCGACCUCGCAGAGCCAACGUCAGCACCACCAACCUCACAGGUGCUGGCUGCCCUCACGUUGCCCACCGCCACAUCAGAACCCCAGGCACGCAGACCUGGGAAGAGCUGAAGGCUCGGGACACCCUUUAUUGCUCUGAGAACUCUUAAAAGACUGAGUGAAGGGCCACUGUGACCCUGGGGUGGUGGAGAAGCCACAGGCUGCAGGCAGACACCGCUGGGUGCAGGGCGAGGCACCCGGAAGGAGUCGGCCAAAAGGAACAACCUCCCAGGCCCUACCCUACAAGUGUGGCUGGAGUCUGCUCAUCAGGCCUAUUCUCGAAGGUCAGCAACUUACGGAACAGGGAGAAAAGUCCACAGCCCCCUGCCAAGAACCCUUGGCUAGCCAGUGGAUCCUGCCAGUCCUCCAGCUGGCCACUGACAAGGGACUCCAGGGUCAAGAUAGGUGGCCUCGUGGACCACUGACAUAUAACACGUAUCCCAACCAAGGGUACUAGAAGACAGGAAGAGAUUGGAUGCUUCGUAAAAAGACUUCCUGUUUGAGGGGGACCCCUCUUUCCUAUCCCACCCAGUGGGAGCCUUGGUGGACAGGCAUUCCUUGGCCAGCACUGCUGGCUGUGGGGCACGGAAGCUUCUUCAGUGGGAUUUGCCCUACAAGACAGAGCACAGCCAUUAAUCAACACGCUUACAAUUCAAUUCCACCACCUGACAAAGUUGAAUAAAAGUUUAAUAAAAAUAA
This is a messenger RNA of Sus scrofa (pig), 5357 nucleotides long. It is a transcript of the gene MLST8, whose product is annotated as MTOR associated protein, LST8 homolog. The record is from RefSeq and is a predicted model, not a curated record. Lineage: Eukaryota; Metazoa; Chordata; Mammalia; Artiodactyla; Suidae. Gene Ontology annotation, biological process: TOR signaling; regulation of actin cytoskeleton organization. Gene Ontology annotation, molecular function: protein binding. Gene Ontology annotation, cellular component: TORC1 complex; TORC2 complex.